Manacus vitellinus (golden-collared manakin) is the source of this 677-nucleotide messenger RNA. RefSeq names its product ribosomal protein L36 (gene RPL36). Gene Ontology annotation, molecular function: structural constituent of ribosome. The record is from RefSeq and is a predicted model, not a curated record. The transcript is spliced from 3 exons. Lineage: Eukaryota; Metazoa; Chordata; Aves; Passeriformes; Pipridae. Gene Ontology annotation, cellular component: ribosome; cytosolic large ribosomal subunit. The coding region runs from base 1 to 633 and encodes 210 amino acids. Gene Ontology annotation, biological process: cytoplasmic translation.
AUGCCGGGAGGGACCGGGACAACUGACAGGACAGGACUGAGCCUCGCCCGGCUCUGCUCCCGCUGGGGUCGCUUCCCGGGUCCGCCCGCGGGGCUCGGGCCUCUGUGGUGUCCGAGGUGUGUAGCAGUGGAAACCCUCGGGAUCUCACGACCCCGCUUUUUCCAAAAACGGUGGUGCUGCCAGUGUGUGAAACCCCCGUCUCGGGGCUGGAGUGAGGACAGACCAGCACACCUGGCCAAGCUCACACGCUCCGCGGUACCUGCCAGGGAUCAGCUCCCCUGGGACAUCCAGCAGCAGGGGCUGGUUUUGGGGCCCGAGCCCAGAGUUUGUCUCAGCCCUCUGCAGUCCUGCCAGGGUAAACCAGCACAUACAUUCCUUGUGAUCCACGUAUCUCCUCCCUCCCCACAGCGCCUGACCAAACACACCAAGUUUGUGCGGGACAUGAUCAGGGAAGUCUGUGGCUUCGCGCCCUACGAGCGCCGCGCGAUGGAGCUGCUGAAAGUGUCCAAGGACAAACGUGCUCUCAAGUUCAUCAAGAAGCGGGUUGGCACUCACAUCCGGGCCAAGAGGAAGCGGGAGGAACUCAGUAAUGUCCUGGCAGCCAUGAGAAAAGCUGCUGCAAAGAAGGAUUGAGUUGUACAGGCUGUAACACAAUAAAGUCCUUUCUCCCAAAACCA